AUGCUGGUCGGGAUUGUGCCUGACAUGUGUCUGCUUAACUAUUAUGUGAAUAAAUCUGGAGAUAGAUCCCUGCCUGAUCACAUUCUUAUCCUCAUUCUUUCUCUUCUGACGAUGAAAGAAGCCAUCAGAAACCUGCAAGUAUUUGUGUGGGUGAAUCAGGUCCUCGCAAUGCACCAGGCACCAACUUUAGAUUAUUUCGCGGUUUGCUUUCAUUUGGAGUCCAGCCAUUCAGCAGACAUUGAUUCCUGGAUUCAGUUUGCGGUGGAAAAGGGUGUUAAACAUCUCAAGCUGGACUGCUGUCAUUUUUAUGACAACUUAAAAGAUUGCCCAAACUAUUCUUUCCAGAUGUUGCAGCCCAGGUUUUUGUCAAGCGUUUUGUUAUUGAAAUCUCUCUCUCAGGAUUAUGUCGACGUCACCUCGGAACAACUUGCUUGUUUCUUGUCGACAUGCAAGUUGCUGGAGACAUUGCGACUCUCCAGGUCAUGGACCCCGACUUAUAUUCAUGUUGUUGGUCCUGAUCCCCUGCGGUUGAAGUUCAUGGACAUAUCCGUUUUGUGGAUCCUCACCUUUCACCUCAAUUGGGCUCCGCAACUUGUCGAUCUAGUCAUGGCUGGAAGAGAAUACCCCAUGCCUUUUGCUUUCCCAACACUAUCGCGAUACUUUGCGCAGCUACAGUCACUUCAGUCAAGUUCUCCUCAGGGCGAUCACCUUCUCCGGAGACUUCCCAAGAUGAAGCACCUGAAGCUCUUGACGUUGGAUAUCCGUGACAGUAUAACCAAAUAUGAUCUCUAUGAAUUAAAUUUCCUAGUAAGGAAGGCUCCUAUCCUGCAGCUCCUAACACUCAUUGGUCACGAUCUCAAGGGGAGCUGGCCCCAGAGAUUGAUAACUAAUCACCAACAUCUGCGGGUGGUUUUGUACAUAGGGUAUCAGGGUUUGAAGGGUGAAGAUCGGCUCACCUUGCAUUUGCUUGGGACCACCGUUUCAUUGAAAAAGCUGAUCAUUGAUUUCCGAGACAUGUUAUUUUUGGGAAGACCAUGGAGGUUUCUGAAUUCUGAGAAGAGAAAAAUAUGGAAGCUGAGAGACUGCACUGAGGAGCUCCGCCGGAUAAUACCUGCAGGAGUUCAACUAGUUAUCAGAUAAAUCAGUAUUUAUCUGAUCUGAGUCUUUAUUGGAAUAUAGUCUGAUCAUUCUAAUAAUUAUGGUUGCACUUAGUGAGGGGUCGCCCCUGCUGCCGCGGGUUUAACUUUAUAAGAAAUAGGUCUUGAACUCGCAGUUGGAUUAUGAUGUCUUUCAGAAUAAUUAUGAUCUCAUUCUCUUUUCGUAAUUUUUUUUUUCUUUCGGUGUAUACCCUGGUAUGCGAAAGCCCAUUAACCCCGACUAAUCCAUUGCGAACCGGGUCUGCCCAUUAAGGGGUAUGGCCCCCGGCGUGAAUUUUCUCCAUCCACGGGAGUCCCAGCAGUAUUCUAGUAAUUGUAGUGUAGUGAAUUUUCAGCUUGAAGACGCGCUGAAACAGGGUCCCAAUUUUCAGUUUCCAGGACUCAAUCUUCUAGUGAGCAAUGGAGUGAAGGUAAGCAUGAUGCGCAUGAGGAGGAAGCUUGCAGCAACAUUUUCUAAAUGAUGAUUAAUGGAGUUAUAAACUUUCCAACUGUGAUUUUAGGUCAACCAAGGGAUAAGCGUCUGUGUAUAUUUGGGAUUUGAUGUAGACCCUUCACAGGACAUUGCUGCUCGUAUUCGUGGACAUUAUCCUUUCUUCUUUUAUCUCUUAUUUCUCUGCUGUAUUUGCUGUUGAGUAUUUGUCAGGGUUUUCAUUGUCGAAAGACAAUCUCUAUUUCUAUUCAUUUUACUUCUUUCUGCUGCAUGCAUUACAUUUAUACUGAGAAUCAUGAUAAAUAAUGCAAAGCUCAUAGCUGAGUUGUCUAAUAAUGCCUAAAAUUGCUGUAUUUUUCAUAUUUUACUGUUAUAUUUUUGCAAAGCUCAUAGCAAAGUUGCUCGAUUAUCGUUUGAAAUUUAUGCAGAAGAUGAUGAAGAGGAGAUUCUAAUGCUUGGAGCUCUCUCUGACAUCUCCAUAAAAUUCGGAGAGAUUGUUUUUCUGUUGGUGGUGGUUCUUCUCUGAAUGCACAAUGUAUAUAUAAAGUCACAUAACGAAUGAAACAGGAGCAACUGUCUCACUCAGAGGGCGUGGUUCAGUAGCUUCUGAGAGCACCAGUGAAGAAGAUCGAGAGCAGCCGCUGCACUUGUUGUUGUCGAGUAACAACCCGAAGAGUCUUGAUGAAGUUGCGUCUGGCAGAACAUCUUUUAGACACAAUCAGCAUUGAGUGUGGUGCCUCCAGGUACUCAUGUUUUAUAUCACAGUGAUAAUAAAUUUUGAAGUCUUGCAGGUUUCAAAGCCACUAAUAGAACGAUGCCCGUGCAUCCUGCAGAAUGUAGUCAUUUUUUGUUCAGAACAUUGAAUUACAAAAUUAUGUGGUAAUCGUGAUUCAAUAUGUCUUCAUAUCAAUUAUAAUUCUAUGCUGGUCAGUUUUCAUAUAGGAGUUAGUUUUACCUUUAAUAAGGCCGUCUUCUAUUCGAAGAAUGGCAAAGAUUCACUACAUAAGGUGAUCUCAUUGUCUUGCAUAGUAAAUGGAACUUUAUCUUUGACCUUUUUUUUUUUGUUUUUUUUGGAUCAAGUCCAGCAGUGCUCUUAUUGAUUAAUCAUUUGAUCCAAUACAAGAGCCCACACUCUCUGGGCCCCUAAAGACAAAGUGCAAAAGCCAACAGGCCUAAAUGGGAGCACGUAGGCUCAAAAGUAAAGGACAUUCAGUCCCUUCAUUACAGUACAUAGCUAAGGUAGCCAUUACUCAGAACAACUCCCCAUGCUGCAAGACUUCUUCUCUGAUGUCCUGCAGUGAUUUUCCUUUGCAAAUUUGGGACAACCAGCAAUCUGCUCCUGAUAGUGUUACCAAUCAAGUUCCACACUCUAUCAGCAGAAGGGACUUCUUGGCAAUGUAGCACAACAUUUCUUUCCUUCCAUUCAAAGUACAAAAAUGCAUGCCAUAACAACUUCAACAAAACAAUAUGAAUGGCCUUUUCCUCUGAGAUUCUUAGAGGUCCAAAAAAGCUUAGUUGACCAGAUUUCCACAAUCCUAUCAACUCCACAUUUCUGCAAUACCUUCUCCCACAAGUGCUUACUGAAAAAGAAAGAGAAAAAUAAAUUAUCUCUGCUCUCCUCUGCUGCACAACAUAGUUUGCAAGUUGUAUCCACCCCCACAUCCCAUUUCUUAACUCUGUCCAUAGUUGCUAACCUAUUAUAUAUGACUAGCCAACUUAUGAAACGAUGCUUAGGCACACUUCGGGUAAACCAAACCAGCUUAUACCAUGGGACCUUCCUGUCCUUUCUUCUGAGUGCAGACCUCUUAAGCCACACCUCUUAACAGGUUGCAAUGGCUCUUAAGCAGUCCCCUUUUUUUGCUUCUGCUUCUGCCCCUGCUACAACUUUACCGAGCACUGGAGCAAAGUCUAGUGCUAGUUCUGGCUCAGAGAAGGAGAAAGAGAAAUGGCCUCCUCAGAAACGGAAAUUUCAUGAAUUACCAGGUGGACAUACUGUGUCCACCAAACUGAAUCAGGUAAUUUUUUCUGACCUUUCGAGCUAACGACCAGAUGCUGGACCUCCAUGCAGGGACUUCUGUUCCUGACACCCUCGUGAGGCUGAUGGAAUAUGGAGACUCGUGAAGCUGAUGGAAUAUGGAGACGAAGAUGACGACCCAGAUGAAAUACCUUCCGCACCACUCAACUCAAGUAAAUUUGACACCCAAAAGCCAUUUUGGGCAGUUUUAAGUUAAAGAGUGGUUAGAAAUGAUGAUUUCAAGUGGGGAAAUGCAUCUCCUAGUGCUGAAGAGUCGAACUGCCGACGAGUUUCUGCAGUGCUAAAAAUCCACCUAAAUCAAUCAACUUAGCGGGCAAUGAAACUUGCAACUUUGGUGGUUUGAGGAUGAGAGACUGAGUUGGUUAUAUGUUAACAUAAGUCUGCAGUGCUUGCUGUAGUUUUAAGCCGGUAUUUGUUGCUAGUAUUUUGGGCUGAAAAAUGUUCGACCUAGGAUCCUCUUUUUGGUUCUGGGAACAUCCGUAUAAAUUUCCAUCUUUGGACAUUAUGUUGUGUUUAGUUUUAGAGUUAAGUAGAAUUGAGUUUUUAUUUUAAUU
Punica granatum (pomegranate) is the source of this 4176-nucleotide messenger RNA. The record is from RefSeq and is a predicted model, not a curated record. NCBI's taxonomy places the organism in Eukaryota, Viridiplantae, Streptophyta, Magnoliopsida, Myrtales, Lythraceae.